This is a messenger RNA of Phycomyces blakesleeanus NRRL 1555(-), 1683 nucleotides long. RefSeq lists its product as hypothetical. Lineage: Eukaryota; Fungi; Mucoromycota; Mucoromycetes; Mucorales; Phycomycetaceae. Gene Ontology annotation, molecular function: transmembrane transporter activity. Bases 1 to 1683 code for a protein of 560 amino acids. The transcript has 11 exons. Gene Ontology annotation, biological process: transmembrane transport. The record is from RefSeq and is a predicted model, not a curated record.
AUGGUAGAAGAAAGUAAAACGCACCAGAACCACUAUCCAUACUCUGUCGACUCAAGUGAGAUCGAUGACAUUUCUGCCCACGCAGCUGGAUCUACAGGCCAACCACCCAUUGUAUUGAGUGGAACUCGCUUUGUCAUUGUCUUUGUCAGUCUUUUACUUGGUCUUUUUAUGGCAACCCUCGAUCAGACAAUUCUUACAACAGCCCUGCCACUCAUUUCGUCUGAAUUCAAUGCCUCUGACCAACUCGGAUGGGUUGGAUCUGCCUAUUUGUUGACCUCGAGUGGGUUCCAACCAAUUUAUGGAAUUUUUGCUGACAUUAUUGGUCACAAAACUGUCUAUCUGAUAUCGCUAUCAAUCUUCUUGUUUGGAAGUAUUCUCUGUGGUGCGUCCAAGACAAUGUUCAUGUUAAUCAUGUCAAGAGCUGUUCAAGGUGUUGGUGCAGCUGGUCUUAUUACAAUUCUCCUUAUUAUUAUCUGCGACUUGGUUUCACCCCGAGAGAGACCAAAGUACAUGGGUGGUCUUGGUGUAGCAAUUGGUGUAGCAACAUUGGCAGGUCCACUUUUGGGUGGUUACUUUGCCGAUCGACGUAUCUGGAGAUGGGCAUUUUACAUGAAUGGUUUUGUUGGUAUUGUCGUUGUCGCUGCAAUUGUUGUGUUCUUCAAGCUUCCAACCCAUAGAGUAAGCGAUGAACCAAUGCGGGUCCAGAUGAAGCGUGCAGACUAUGCUCCUGUUUUCCUCAUGAUGCCAGGCACAAUUUGUAUCCUGGCUGCACUCCAGGUCGGAGGUGCAAACACAUCCUGGUCGUCGACAAACUGUAUUGUUCUUUUUACGGUCGGCUUUGCGCUGUUUGCGAUCUUCAUUGCUUGCGAGAUCUGGGUCGUCCCUUAUCCUUUUAUCCCCCGUCGGUUUGUCAUGUCCCGCACAAACAUGGCAAUCUGUCUGGCAAACUUUAUGGGUGGUGCAACCGACUAUGCGAUCAUGUUCUUUGUACCACUUUAUUUCCAGCUGGUGCACGGUGAUUCUGCAACCUCGUCUGCGCUUGAACUCUUGCCGUUCUUCAUUUCAGCUGUCAUUGCCAGUUUCAUCACUGGAAUCAUCAUCUCCAUGACCGGCCGCUACAGACUCAUCCUCUGGCUAGGCUGUGCCAUGACAGUGGUUGGAACUGCCCUGUUGCAGACUACCACGGUUGACAUGCCCCGUUCUCUACAGUACUUUUAUCUCGGUAUCCUUGGAUUUGGAACUGGUCUCUGUAAACAGACCUUUAUUGUUGCUGGUCAAGUAGCAGCGGAUCCCAAAGAUCUUUCACUUGCAACAUCUAUCAGUCAAUUCUUCCGUAUCUUUGGUGGUGCUUGUGGUAUCAGUGUUGCCGAAACAAUCUUCAGUUUCCGUACAAAGGCAGGACUUGCCGAUCUGUCCAAGAAGAUGCACCAGAACUUCUCUAUCCAGAACAUUGCCCUUAUCAAGUUUUUGCCUGCUGCAGCCAGACGACAAGUGCAGAUUGUUUCAGUGGACGCAAUUGACAUGAUCUAUAGAUUCACAAUCGGUUGCUGUGCGGCUGGUCUGUUGGCCUCCUUCCUUGUCAAGCACUAUGACAUCUGGACUGAUGAAAGCAAGGUUCAACCUACCGCAGCGAACGGAAAUGGUACAACCCACAACAAAGCGUCGGAUGGAUCCAACGCAUAG